GACACAAGGCGCGCACACCCUCCCACCGCCUGCGAUCGCAACCUGCCUCUGUCGAUCAAAACUUUCCUCUUGAAAGAUGGCAGGACAGCGCCUGAUUGCGAGCUGCUUCCUUGCAGGCAAGUUUCUGGAUUUUGUAUGGGAGCAUGCAGGAAUCUGCUGUGCAGCAGAGGGUAUCUGUGUGUUUGUGUGCCUUUAUCUUUAGGCUCCACUUAUAGGAUUCGGAAUAGGAAUGCCAUAGGACCUGUUUUAGAACAGGAUGAGUAGCCACGGAAAGAGAUGUCAGUCAGACACUGUAUCAAAGGCUAUUCCAAACUUUUUUUGAAGAAGAAGAGCUCCACUCUAGUCAAGAAAGAAGUAGCUACAUGUAUGUUUUUCACCCUGCUGUGUGUCUUUCGGUACAAUUUUUAGCAGGACCCGUGUGCCUAAAAUUCUUGGGGACCAGGAAGUUUGCCUGCUUUUUCUUGCUUCCUCUCUUUUGCAACGCCUUCUAAUUUUAGUCUCAGGCUGCAGCCCCUUUCGUUUGCCGCUUGGCGCAGAGACAGCUGUUGCCAUAUUUGUGAGGGAGAGCAGGGGCAGUGGCAAAAUCUUUUAAAAUGCUUUCGGUUGCAUUUCCAAAUAUGCCCUUUGCAGCAGCAGCUGGCGCACCAACGUUAAGUAAGGACCCAGGAAUGGAAACAAAACAAAACUGAGGAGUAAUGCGGUUUUCACAAUCCUGCUAAAGAAUACACGUUAAUUGCACAUGUGGUGUUUCUCAUAACCAAGUAGGUAACUUUAGCAGAAUCUACUGGUACAUGUGGGAUCUUUCCAUCGUGUAGCAUGUGUCACAGGGGUAGAUACUUGAGAAAAGGGCUUAAGAAAGGGGAACCAAGGAGAACUACUUGAAAAUGAUUUACAGAUGGUAUUUAACUCCGAGUAGGCUUGCUAAGUUGUAUAAGACUGAAUCAGAUAAGUGCUGGAAAUGCAAAGAGGUUGAAGCAAAGUUCUUUCAUAUGUGGUGGACUUGUAAAAGGGUAAAACAGUAUUGGGAAAUGAUACAUAAUGAAUUGGAAAAAAAUAUUCAAAAGUGCUUCCCCCCCAAAAAAAAACCCCAGAGUCCUUUCUGUUGGGGAUAAUUCAGACUGAAAUUCCCAGGUGUCAAAAAUGGUUCUUUAUGUAUACCACUACUGCGGCCCAUGUUUUGUUAGCCCCAAAAUGGAAAACAAGUGAGGUCCCAACCAAAGACAAAUGGCAACUUGACAGAAUAUGCACAACUCGCAGAGUUGACAUAUAGAAGAAGAAAGCAAGAAGAACAUAUGUUUAGGGGAGAUUGGAAAACGUUUAUUGAAUAUAUGAGAAAUAACUGUGUACAGCUGAAAAUGUUGGCAGCAUUAAGAUAAAUUCAACAGUAUAAAUAAGUUAUGAUGGAUGUAAUAACAGAAUACAGUGGUACCUCGGGUUACAGACACUUCAGGUUACAGACUCUGCUAACCCAGAAAUAGUUCCUCGGGUUAAGAAUUUUGCUUCAGGAUGAGAACAGAAAUCGUGCUCCGGCAGCACGGCGGCAGCAGGAGGCCCCCAUUAGCUAAAGUGGUACCUCAGGUUAAGAACCGUUUCAGGUUAAGAAGGGACCUCUGGAAUGAAUUAAGUCUCAUACUAUACAAAAAGAAAACAUGCGUUCAUACAAAAAAUAAUAAUAUAACCAUUAGGCUCUCCUUAGCCUUUGACUUCCCUUCACCCUUUUGGUAAGUAUCAAAUAAGUCCCGGGUUGCGUAAUUAGUUUAUUAAAGUUUAUAGUUAUUAGCUGAUAAAGUUUUUCUAAUACCGCCAGCUCCUCCUAUAUAUCCGUUCCAAUAUAUUUCCAAAACUUACUCCAAUUUUUUUGAAAUUUCUGGUCGUCUUGGUCUCGUAUUCUGCCUGUUAAUCUAUCUAGCUCGGCAUAGUUGAUCAUUUUGACCUGCCAGUCACUUAUGUUAGGAAUAGUUUCUAUUUUCCAGUUUUGUGCCAGCAUAAUUCUUGCGGCUGUGGUGGCAUAGAGAAAUAUUUUUUAUCUUCAUUUUUAUUUCCUUACCCAUUAUUCCCAGCAAAAAGGCCUCAGGUCUCUUGGGAAAAGUGUAUUUAAAAACUUUUUAAGUUCAUUAUAAAUUGCUUCCCAAAAACCUUCACCUUGCUGCAUUGCCACCACAUAUGGUAGAGGUCUCCCUCCCCUUCACCACAUUUCCAGCAUGUCUUAUUUUCUGAUCUAUAGAUUUUAGCCAAUUUUGCCGGCGUAAGAUACCAUCUAUAGAGCAUUUUCCAAACAUUUUCUCUCAAACUCGUACAGGCCGUAAAUUUAAUGUCUCUAUUCCACAAUUUCAACCACUUUUCAAACUCGAUGUUAUAACCGAAGUCAAUUGCCCAUUUAAUCAUUGCCUCUUUGACUUCCUCGUCUUUUGUAUGCCAUUCCAGUAAUAUGUCAUAUAAUUUAGACAAUGUUUUGUUUUUGCCUUCUAUUAUUUCUAUAUUGAAUUUUGAUUUCUUGUCCUCAAAGCCCAUUUUUCUUUUAUCUUGUUUUAACAUAUCAUUCACCUGAUGAUAUUGUAGCCAGCCGGUGAAUUGAUCCUUUAUUUCCUCAUACGGUUUAAGUUUAUGCCCUUGUUCUGAUUUUCUUAGCAAAUCUUCGUAGGUGGCUGUCUUCCCUUCCAUGUUGGUUUUUUUUGUUAAGACCUCUACUGGUGAAAUCCACCAUGGUGUUUUUCUUUCGAGAAGGUUCUUAUUUCUUUCCCAGACCUGAUAUAUUGGUCCCCUGAAAAUAUGGUUUAAGAAAGCCCUGUGGACUUUCACCUUCUCGUACCAGAGAUAUGCGUGCCACCCAUACCGGUUAUUGAAACCUUCUAAAUCCAGUAGGUCUCUGUUCUCCAAUUUUAUCCAAUCUUUUAACCAAAGUAGGCACGCUGCUUCAUAAUAUAGGCUCAAAUCUGGGAGGGCAAAACCUCCUCUUUCCUUUUUAUCAAUUAGUAUUUUCAUUUUAAUCCUUGGUCUUUUCCCCUGCCAGAUGAAUUUCAUCAGGGUUCUCUGCCAUUCUUUACAUUGUUUUAGACCUUUAAUAACUGGAAGAGUUUGAAAUAAAAACAACAUCCUCGGCAAAACAUUCAUUUUAACCACUGCUAUCUUCCCUAAAAAGGAAAAUUUCAUCCUCCCCAUAUUUCCAGAUCUUUCUUUAUUUUUUUCCAUGUAACUUCAUAAUUAUCUUUAUAUAGGUUUAUGUUUUUGCCGUAAUCCACACUCCCAAAUAUUUCACUUUUUUCACCACCAUGAUUUCCACUUUUUGUUCUAGAUCUUUCGUUUCUUCCUUAGUUAAAUUUUUAACCAGCAUUUUAGUUUUAUUCUUGUUUACCUUAAAACCUGCCACCUCUCCAAAUUCCUCAAUUUUUUGUAAUGCUUCUUUUACACUAUCUUGUGGAUCUUCCAAAGUCAAAACAAUAUCGUCGGCAAAGGCUUUAAUUUUGAAUUCCUUCUUUCCUACUCUAAUUCCUUUCACUUCUGUUGCCUCCCUCAGUCUCUUAUUAAGUACUUCCAAAAUUACAAUAAAUAAUAAGGGGGACAGGGGGGCAACCUUGUCUGGUCCCUUUAUAAAUGUUAAAAUAUUCUGUUGUAUUGUUAUUUAUCACCAGCUUUGCUUUCUGUUCUUUGUAUAUUGCUUCUAUGCCUCUUCUAAAUUUUUCGCCAAUUCCCAUCCUUUCCAAAGCCUUCUUUAGGAAGUUCCAGGAAACAUUAUCAAAUGCCUUUUCGGCGUCUAUGAAAACCAGUGCGGCUUUUCUGUCUAUUUUCAUGUCCAGGUAUUCAAUAAUGUCAAUCAAAUUCCUUACAUUAUCCCGUAAUUGUCUCCCUGGGAGAAAUCCUGUUUGAUCACCAUGAAUUUUAUUAAUCAAGACCUUCUUUAAUCUUUCCGCCAUUAUGUCUGCAAAUAGCUUAUAAUCAUUAUUUAAUAAUGAGAUUGGCCUAUAGUUCUUUACUUCCAUAGUGUCCACCUCUUUUUUAGGGAUCAAUAUAACAUAGGCUUCCUUCCAGGUAUUAGGUAUCUUUCCUUCUCUCAAUAUAUUGUUCAUAACCUCUCCCAGCACUGGUGAUAUUUGGUUAAUUAAUGUUUUAUAAUAUUUGGCCGGAAGGCCGUCCGGUCCAGCGCCUUCUCAGCUUUCAUCUUUUUAAUAGCCUUUUUAUCUCUUCCUGUGUUAUUAUCUCAUCUAGUGCUGCUCUUUCAUCUUCUACAAUUUGUUCCAGAUGGUGUUUUUGCAGAAAUUGAUCUAUUUCUUGUUCUGUUUCCAAGUUCUUAACCCAAGGUACCACUGUACUUUAAGGUAUAGUUUUUGUGAAAUAUGCAGGGAUUUAUGAUAUGCAAAAUAAACCAUGGAAAGAGAAGAAGGAACGUCAUUGAUAUCUUAAGGCUGUAAAAAUGAGUACCGUAUUUUUCGUCCCAUAGGACGCACCUAGUUUUUUGGGGGGGAAAUAAAGGGAAAAUUUUUUCCCUUUAUUUCCCCCCCAAAACCAGGUUGGGGAAUCCAAACCAGGUCGGGGAACAGCGGGAUGGCGGCGCUCCGCUUCCCCGCUGUCCCCCGAGCUUGUGGGGCUGCCCGAUAUCUGUCCGAAGUGUGGGGCGCUCUGCUUCAGCGCUCCCUGCGCUCCGUGCAGCAGGCUGCGGAUGUCUUCCUGAAGCGCCGGGCGCUCUGCUUCCAGUGCGCCCCACCCUCCAUGAAGCAGGCUGAGGAUUUCUGCCUGCAGCACGGGGUGCUCUGCUUCAGUGCACCCCGCGCUCCGUGCAGCAGGCUGCUAUCCGCAGCCUAGGGAGCCCUGCGGGAACUCCCGCGGGCUCCCCAGGUUUGCUGAUAGCUUCCUGAAACCUGGAGAGUGCGCACCGACCCCUCUCGCUCUCCAAGCUUCAGCGAAAGCCUGCAUUCGCCCCAUAGGACGCACACAGAUUUCCCCUUCAUUUUUGGAGGGGAAAAAGUGCAUCCUAUAGGACGAAAAAUACGGUACUUUAAAUUAUAAAACAUAUCUAUCUAUCUAUCUAUCUAUCUAUCUCUAUCUAUCUAUCUAUCUAUCUAUCUAUCUAUCUAUCUAUGAACCAAGAUAUAUAGAACUUGUUGUGCUUGACAAGACCCUGAACUACCCUGCUGCAUUGUGUGAGGUGUGGUGGCAAGAUAUGAAUGUUAUUAAAUCAGACUGCAAAUGAGCUUUGCUCUUGCAAGGAAGUGACAAUUUCUCUCCAGGGACAAUACUGUAAAAGAAAAGGAAAAACCUGUUGUCUUGGGUAUAAAAGAAGCAAAGGGUAAGAAAAAUCUAUUGCCUUAGCAACAUUUAGAUGUCCCGACCCUAUGAAGGCCAGGAAGAAGAAAAAGGAAACAGCCAUCAUUCGAAUGGCAGAGUCAGAGAACAAAGCACAUGAGGUGAAGAAUGAAUCAAACAAAGGCCAAUUUGGUUUGACACAUGUGCAGUUUGAAAGCUUUCCCCCAGCUUUAUUUUAUUUUAGGGAUUUCUGUCUUGCCCCUCAAAAGGCCCCCAGGGCAGCUUACGAAAAGUUAAAAUAACGGGGAAAUUAAAACAACUUGCAAAACGCUACAGUAUAAUGGUAUAAAGGCAGUUGAUGGAAAUGAAAAGCAAGCACAGCGCAAUAAUGUCAAUUUACAGAGGACUGAGAAACCAUUUGCCCGGCGAAGAAGUAUUCUGGGCGUUACGAGCUCAGCCAAGUCAUGUUCCAAAGCGGAUAAUUACCAUAUUUUUUGCUCUAUAAGACUCACUUUUCCCCUCCUAAAAAGUAAGGGGAAAUGUGUGUGCGUCUUAUGGAGUGAAUGCAUGCUGUGCAGCUAUCCCAGAAGCCAGAACAGCAAGAUGGAUUGCUGCUUUCACUGCGCAGAGAUCCCUCUCGCUGUUCUGGCUUCUGAGAUUCAGAAUAUUUUUUUUCUUGCUUUCCUCCUCCAAAAACUAGGUGCGUCUUCUGGUCUGGUGCGUCUUAUAGAGCGAAAAAUAUGGUACCGACUUCGACGACUCUUUCGGUUGAGUGUGCAGGCUUCCCAGCGAUUUUAAGCUCCGUCUUGGGCUGUGCAAAAACCCUCAGUUUGCUGAAAAGCAAAAGGCAGUGGAGAACAUUGAGAGUUUGUCUUUUGUGUCAUACGAAUCCGGAUUCUGGAUCUAAUCCCGUGUCGUCUCUGCUCUGUCUUAGGGCUCCUCUUCAGCCGGGGCCUGGCUUUCAGCCUCCCUGUCCUCAAUCUCUAUGCCGUGGUUGGGGAGAUCUUUGUCCACGAGUUUGAAAUAGACGACUUUAAGGAUGCCUUUCCCUCCUCCAUGGACGAAAAUGGUAAGGGACCAGGAGCGGUUUCCUUUCAAUCCAUCCCAGGCACAGUUAAAUAGCUAGCUGCCUUUCUACAGAUACGGUUUUGUCUACAUAACGGCAUGUGUCUGUGUACCUAGAUCUAUAUAUGUUGCUGUGAUUAACAAACAAAGUAAUUAUUAUUAUUAUUAUUAUUAUUAUUAUUAUUAUUCAUGGAGCUAGCUGCUCUGCUUUGUCAAUCACAGUAGUAUAUUAUUUCAGCUGAAUCCUAAGAGGGAUCUGCAGCAAGCUUGUGUGAAGCGCUCUUUGAUGCCAAGACUACAAAAGGACAGGUCCCUGCCCUGGGUGCUUACAAUCUAACACGUUCGGUUUCCGAACGCUGGAAGCCCGGAAGUAAACGCUUCCGUUUUCAAACGUGCCUUGGAAGUCGAACGGCUUCUGCUGCGUGAUUUUCAGUUUUCUCAAUUGAACUUGCAGCCAGCCCUUUGCAACUUGGCUUUCGAACGUUUCGGAAGUCGAACGGUCUUCCGGAACGGAUUACGUUCGAGAACCAAGGUACCACUGUGUUGUUGUUGUUAGUCCUGCCUCCAUAGAGAUCAACCCUAUACAGUGUAGCCUAGGUGUUUCAAGGAACAAGCUUCAGGAUAGCAUCUCCAUCUCCCAGGGAGCGCAGAAGAAGCACAACAUUAGCUCAAUUUGGGUCUGAAAUCUUACAGAGCCGCCUGAGGCCCCUGUCACUUUCCACACCAAUCUUCUGGAUUACCCAGACUUGCCCCGCUGGCUGCGCUACAUUCAACGCACCCCCUACCAGACGGGAUAUCUCUACGGGUCCCCCACAAGCAAAGAACUCGGCAAGCAAACAAUUGAGGUGCGUGCAUGUUCUAUAAUUCCCUGGCGGACAGGGGGGUGGUCAUCUAUUUUGCUCAAGAUUCACCUUGAGAGCGUCCUGGGCAGAAGCCCAGGUCCAGGCUGAGCCUGAAGUCAUGCCCACAUCCUAUAGCUAAAGCAUAUUUAUAACAUAUGGCUCCCCCCCCAAAAAAAACCACAAUGGGAAUGGUAGUUUGCCCAUCACAGAACUACAAUCCCCAGCACUCUUAACAAGCUAUAGUUCCCAAGAUUUUUUUAUUUGGGGGGGGGAGAAUCUUGACGUCAAACACAUGCACCACACGCCAAUGCCCCUGAAUUUUGGGGGCAACCUGGUGCCAUGGAUUGGGCCCUGCAACUGCAUCUCUGCCCCUGUGGGACAGCACCAGCAGUGGGGCACUGAUGUACAGCAUGUCCCUAUUUUCACCUGAGGAAUAUUGGGGGGUAUGGCUAAAACCCAUGACUAGAAAUCACUGGCAAAUGUAAGUGUGGACAAGCCCUUAAUUAAGUUGGUCUGCAAUGAAAUUCAAACCAAAUUAAACCCUGUUCCUCCCCUCCCCGCCCCUCCAGUGGAGGGUUUUAGGUUUGAUGAGGCCCUAAGUUACUGAAGGUAAUGGGGCCCUUUAUAUGCCUAGCUAUCCUUUGUCAACAAUAAAUGGUCACUGUUUUUGUUGUUGAAUAUAUGUUAUCUGGUAAUUUAUGGACCUCGUAGGUACCUAAAGCCAUUUGCACAUGUUGCCCUGCAACCAGUCCAUGCAGAAUGUAGGCACCCUAUAUAUAGAAAUGUGCAAACCAGUGAUAUUUUAGGGAGCAGGCUAGCAGGUGGGGCCCAUGACUUACAUCAUAGGAGCCUACACAACACAAAACACUGUUGCUCCAUGUAGGUUUUGUUUCAUUUGUUUUUUAUCUUAUAUUUUGGAAAUGUUCAUCCAGGGUUUUUUCCCUUUAAUUUUUUGGGGGCUCCCAAGAGAGUGGGGCCCUAAGCUAUAGCUUGUUUAGCUUAUACGUAAAUCUGGCACUGGGCACCGCCUGUCCUCCCCCCCUCUCCCUCCUUCCCCUCCUCCUCCUCCUCCUCCUCCUUAGUCUCAGCCUUGUCUUGUUGAAAUCAGCAGAGAAAAGGGACAAAGCAAGAAUUUGCUGGCUCAGCUUGUCAUGGCGUCCAUGCCUUCUGCCCUAGUAGGGGGUAGCUGGGUACAUUUGCCCUGGGUCUCGGUGGACUAAGCUGACCGGGACCUGCUGGACUCACUCUGUCAUGCCAAGAAUGCCCCAUGCCUCCCAGCUGAUGGGGGAAUCCCGGCACCAGCCAUCGCUACUAGCUGCAGCCAGAUAUCUCCAAAAUUAAAAAAUUCCUUCCAGUAGCACCUUAGAGACCAACUUAGUUGGUUAUUGGUAUGAGCUUUCGUGUGCAUGCACACUUCUUCAGAUACCUUCAUGCAUGCACACAAAAGCUCAUACCACUUACAAACUUAAUUGGUCUUUAAGGUGCUACUGGAAGGAAUUUUUUUAUUUUGUUUUGACUACGGCAGACUGUUAAGUUGUGGGUGAACAUAUCAGACAACACAGAGAUUCUUCAGACAGCUCUUGUUUAUUCACAGGCCAGAACAGAACUGAACUGAAGGGUUCAGCCAGCCUGCUUAUAUAGAGCUCAACUACAAAGCAACAGUAACAACUUUCUGUAACUAUCCAAUCACUGAACGUCACUUUCAAUCCCUUAUUUGCAUAUGCGGACCUGAGUGAAAACUAUCUACAGUAUCCCCCUGCUGGCCCAGGGUGAGAACUUCAGUACAUAACACAGACCAACAUGGCUACCUACGUACCUGUAACCAGAUAUCUCCAGUACCAGCUUUGAAGAGCCAGUUCCACUCAGACACAGGAUAUGAUUGCUUCUGCUUCCAGCCUUUGUGGUAGCCAUCGGCCCAAAAACUAUUUAUUUGCUGUUCUCCUUAUUGGAAACCUGCUUUUUUUCCCUUUGAAGGCUGAGAUACAACGGUGUGUGGGCCAUACCCUCCAAUAUUUCUCCAGUGAAAAUAGGGGUGUCCUAAGGAAAAGUGGACAUUCUGGGAUCAGAUUAGAAGCUGGGAUGGUUUCUGUAUAUCUCCCUGGAAAAUAGGGACAUUUGGAAGGUCCGGUGUGUUUGGGCAUGUGUUUUAAGAAAAAUUAAAUUAACCCCCAAAUCUCUUUCUCUUAUUUGUGACAGGUGAAGGCAUAUAACAGAUACACUUAUGAGACUGCGAGGCAAACCAUGAUCAUCACCGUCGCCCCAUCUUCAGGUAAUUCCCCCUCCUCCAUGAAGUAUAUGGGGCAAAUUCAGCUGUAUUUCCUUACAGUUGACUUUGGUGGGGAUACUGGAUAUUGGCUGGGUGCAGAUCCUCAUUGCCUGGACUCCCAUGAAAGGCCUUUGUUGGGCUUUUGCGGGAAGGUGGGUGAGCAGAUGUCGACCCGAGCCAGGAAAGUUGGAGAAGACUUCCAAAUCCAUUUAGGCCCAAUGUAUAUAUAUGCAUUAUUUGGGCUUAUUGAUGCCAGUGAUGGCUUGGCCCUCUCCUGGGCCAGUGAUGAGGAAUCAAAUCUAGCUCUCUCUCUCUGUGUGUGUUUAUUUCUGUUUUACACUUUAGAAUACUCAUUUAAACAACCUUAAAAUGUCAAUGACUUCCCUUCUUCUCUUUCCAUGGUUCAUUUUGCAUAACAUAAAUCCCUGCAUAUUUUACAGAAACUAAACCAUUCAGUAUUCCAUUAUUACAUCCGACAAAACUUAUUUACAUGGUUGAAUUUAUCUUACUGCUGCCAACAUUUUCAAGUGUACACAAUUCCCCCCAUAUAUUCAAAAAACAUUUUCCAAUCUUCCUUAAGUGUAUGUUCUUCUUGUUCUCUUAUUCUAUAAGUUAGAUCUGCAAGACGUGCAUAUUCCAUCAGUUUAAGUUGCCAUUCUUCUUUAGUUGGGAUCUCGCUCAUUUUCCAUUUGGGGGCUAACAAAAUACGGGCUGCAGCUGUGGCAUACAUAAAUGUUUUUGACACCUGGGAAUUUCCAUCUAAAUUAUCCCCAACAAAAAGGACUCAGGUUUUUUUGGAAAAGUACUUCUAAACACUUUCUUUUCAAUUCAUUGUGGAUUAUUUCCCAAUCCUUUUACUGGUCCAAGAAUCUAGCUGUGUUUUUACCUGCCCACAGCUCAAAUGUGAAACCCUCAUGAGGCAAAUGUGAGGGGUCCCCUCCACCCUAGACCUUUUGCCUUAAACAUGUAUCGGGGCAGAUCAACAUCAUAUAUUUAAAGCACAUCCAUUUAAAGUGCUCUUCCACUGAUCUAUGUCCCUUCCCCAAUGCAUAAUCCUAGAACUGUACAGUUGGAAGUUACCAUCAUGAGAGUCAUCUAGUCCAAUACAGAAAUCAUUUGCCCAAUGUGGGGCUCGAACCGGCAACCCUAAGAUUUAAAGUCUCAUUCUCUACCGACUGAGCUAUCCAAUCUCCCCCCUGUGCUGGUUUACUCAGGAAUAAUAAGCCUCGCCAUGUUCCGUAGCGCUUUCUCUCUCUAGCAAACGGGCUCAGGAUUAUCACUCUGCAAGUAUGUGUCAAAUGACGCGUCAGGCUUUGGAGCGAUUAUGAAAGGAACUGGAAAGGAAACAGCAGGCAUCGCAAUGCCUUUCUGCCAGGCGGCUGCAGUGUGGCUUCAAAUAGAAUAUCAUCUCCCUGUCUCAAAAGGAUGUAAUAGCGCUAGGGGGAAAUGAUCAAAGAGCUGGAGCGCUUUUGCCUGCAAGCAAAGGCUAAAUUGAAGCUUUUAAGCUUAGUAUAAAGGACAGCAAAAGAGCAUGAUAGAGGUUUAUCAGUUUUUGAGCAGUAUGGGGAAAGUGGCUUGAGAGAGCCCUGCCUUCCCUUUCUUAGAAUUGUAGAGUUGAAAGAGGACCGUCUACUUCAACCCCCUGCAAUGGCAGAUGUCCCAUACAGGUUUCGAACCUGCAACCUUGGCCUUAUCAGCACCUCGCUCUAACCAACUGAGCGGUCUAGGCUCACAAUCCACAGAGGAAGAGAUUUGAUUGGAUGCUGGGAGUCAGCUGAUACAUGGGAUCAUGGGCUUAGACCCUAAAUAGAAGGGACAGUUUGUGGGAGUCAAGGAACAAACAGGGAAGAACAGAGAGAAAGAGGUGUUUCUUUACAUGAAUGGUAGACAGUACCACUCCAAUACACAUUUUCCAAUCUUCCUUAAAUGUAUGUUCUUCUUGUUCUCCUAUUCUAUAAGUUAGAUCUGCAAGACAUGCAUAUUCCAUCAGUUUAAGUUGCCAUUCUUCUUUAGUUGGGACUUCACUCGUUUUCCAUUUUGGGGCUAACAAAAUAUGGGCUGCAGCUGUGACAUACAUAAAUAACCUUUUUUGACACCUGGGAAUUUCCGUCCAAAUUAUCCCCAACAAAUGGUGAGUUGUGGGGCCUAUUCUGCUCUGUUGGUUAGAGCAGCAGCAGCAGCAGCAGCAGCAGCAGCAGCAUCAUCUUCAUCAUUAUUUUAUUUGUACGCCGCCUUUCCAUAGUUAAAACAGUGCUCAAGGCAGCUUACAACAUGACAAAAUUACAUAAUUAUCAACAUAACAAAAGUCAUAAUAAAUAAAACACAUCAAAAAAUACACAACCAAAGGGAAAACAAUUUCCACAUAAAUCACACAAUCUAAGACUAAAAAUACAGCAUUAAUAUUAAUCACAAUUUAAAAUAACAUGGUGUUGUUGUUUAGUCGCUUAGUCGUGUCCGACUUUUCGUGACCCCAUGGACCAGAGCACGCCAGGCACUCUUGUCUUCCACUGCCUCCCCCAGUUUGGUCAAACUCAUGCUGGUGGCUUCGAGAACACUAUCCAGCCAUCUCGUCCUCUGUCGUCCCCUUCUCCUUGUGCCCUCUAUCUUUCCCAACAUCAGGUUCUUUUCCAGGGAGUCUUCUCUUCUCAUGAGAUGGCCAAAGUAUUGGAGCCUCAGCUUCAGGAUCUGUCCUUCCAGUGAGCACUCAGGGGUUAUUUCCUUCAGAAUGGAGAGGUUUGAUCUACUUGCAGUCCAUGGGACUCUUAAGAGUCUCCUCCAGCACCAUAAUUCAAAAGCAUCAAUUCUUCGGCGAUCAGCCUUCUUUAUGGUCCAGCUCUCACUUCCUUACAUCAAAUGGCACACAUCAAAAUGACAUAGAUAAAAAAAUAAAAGCAAUUAAAAACAAAAAUGGAGGCCUCUCUGCCCAGCAGCAGCAGCAGUCCUUUAUGGAGCCUGUCAGGCCCCGCCCCAAGCCAGGUGAAGAGAGGCAGGGCAGGGCCCUUCAGGUUCCCAGCAGGUCAGUCCUGCAGCACAGUGCUGAUAACGCUCAAGGUUGCAGGUUCGAUCCCUGUAUGGGGCAGCUGGAUGAGGGCAGACAGAGGUGGGCUGGGCAGAUGGACCAGGACUUUUUGUGGUGGGAAGUAAUGCAUAUAUCCCCUAACCCUAAUCCUAACUAUAAACUCUUUCUGUAGAUGGAGAAAUGCCAUACCAGGCGGAUUUCCUGGUGAAGAACUGGGAUGUGGAUGAAGUACUGCCAGCAGAUAUCCAGGAUCUUUUCCUGCAAGCUGUGGACAGCAUGUGGGAACAAGAUGGCCUGACCGUCGUCAAUAUUACCUCAGCGUUGGACCGGGGAGGCCGUGUACCUUUGCCCAUUGAAAACCGGAAGGAAGGGUAAGAGGAGGGGAGUCUCUUGCAGGCUGUAGAAAUGGUCCCCAAUACAGUGGUACCUCGGAUUAAGUACUUAAUUCAUUCCGGAGGUCCAUUCUUAACCUGAAACUGUUCUUAACCUGAAGCACCACUUUAGCUAAUGGGGCCUCCCACUGCCGCCACGCCGCCGCUGCGCGAUUUCUGUUCUCAUCCUGAAGCAAAGUUCUUAACCUGAAGCACUAUUUCUGGGUUAGCGGAGUGUGUAACCUGAAGCAUAUGUAACCUGAAGCGUAUGUAACCCGAGGUACCACUGUACUGGAAAGGCUGCCUCCUUUUCUACAGAAUCUCCUCAGAUUCUGCCAGGGAAUGGUCUGAAGCAAAGGGAUGGGGGAUGCAUUCCCAGCAGAGCAGCUUCUCUCAGAAAAGGAGCUGGAGGCGGAAGAUUCACCCUCCCCCCCGUUGCCUACAGUUGUCUCAGAAGCCAAGACAGACACAGAGCGGUUUAGGCAGGAGUUACCUAGCUGGGAGAUAAUGGCAAGGGGAACAGAAGGGAGGGGACAGAUAGCAGAGACGUCAUUAGAAAGAGUGGGGGACACUCCCUCCAUGAACUUGGAGAUCCAAAUGUAUUAGAGAACAAAGGUUGCAGAGAGAAGGAGGGACCUCCCGUUGGCACCUAUUAUCUUGCGGAAGGGGGAAGGGGCAAAAGUUAGAGAAGCCAACUGCUCUCCUUGGGGAGGGAUGUGGAUUUUUGCUUGCAUCCUGAUGCCUGAACUAUAAAAUACAGUGGUACCUCAGGUGACAGAUGCUUCAGGUUACAGACGCCGCUAACCCAGAAAUAGUACCUCGAGUUAAGAACUUUGCUUCAGGAUGAAAACAGAAAUUGCGCGGCGGCGCGAGGCCCCAUUAGCUAAAGUGGUAUCUCGGGUUAAGAACAGUUUCAGGUUAAGAACGGACCUCCGAAAUGGAUUAAGUUCUUAACCCAAGGUGCCACUGUAUAAACUUAUAAAAAUAUAAACGUAUAAAAGAACUAUAAAAUAUAAGGUAAAGGUAAAGGGACCACUGACCAUCAGGUCCAGUCGCAGACGACUCUGGGGUUGCGACGCUCAUCUCGCUUUAUUGGCCAAGGGAGCUGGCGUACAGCUUCCGGGUCAUGUGGCCAGCAUGACUAAGCCGCUUCUGGCGAACCAGAGCAGUGCACAGAAAUGCUGCUUACCUUCCCGCCGGAGUGGUACCUAUUUAUCUACUUGCACUUUGAUAUGCUUUCGAACUGCUAGGUUCGCAGGAGCAGGGACCGAGCAACGGGAUCUCACCUCGUCACAGGGAUUCGAACCGCCGACCUUCUGAUCGGCAAGCCCUAGGCUCUGUGGUAUGGACCACAGCGCCACCCAUGGACUAAAAUAUAAACUGCCUGUUAAUUAUUAUCUGUGAAAUUCCUGGAGGGGAGGCGGACUCUCCACACCUGGCAGAUGCGAAGAUCACAGAGGGGCCCCACUUGGUUGUUCCACCGCCCUCAGAAACUGUAAAUUGGGAGGCCAAAUAACAGGAAAAGGAGUAUUUAUCUGUUGAACAGCAAGGCUCAACUGUACACGUUUUCUGGCUUGCUAGCACUGCAGAUCGGAAAGCUGCUCAUUGAAAGCCUCUUCUGCAUUGCCCAACAUCAAAGGUGUCAGUCUGGGUCUCAAAUCCCACGUGAGAUAAGGACUUCCCUCUGCAUGCGAAGACAGGCUCCAGUGGAUUGAGCAGACAAGACCAAGUGUGGGUUCAAUGGUCAAGAAGGCAGUUUCUCCAUGACCUGUAGAGGGAAGUGAGGGGCAGAUGGGACUCACCCACCAGGGAAGGUAGCCCAUCUAGGAGAAGGAAAACUCUGGUCCUAAACCUCCGCUGCCUUGUGGGAUAUUUCAGGAGAAGAAAAGGCUUAGGAGUAAACCCUACACAAAUCCAGAGUGGCGUCACUAAGACAGUUGGAUGGUGUCUUUUAUGCCUCCUUCCAGCAACUCCUGCAGCCCAGCUGGUGCCAAACAUAUUGCCCUGCUUUCCUUUGGCCUCAGCCCAGUAUACCUGAAGGAGCAUUUCCACCCCCCAUCAUUCACUGAGGUCCAGCUCCCAGGCCAUUUAGGGCUUUAAAGGUCAGCACCAACACUUGGAAUUGUGCUUGGAAAUGUACUGGGAGCCAGUACUGGGAGCCAAUGUAGGUCUUUCAGGACCGGUGUUAUAUGGUCUCGGUGGCCUUCUUCUCCUUCUUGCAGGGUGUUCAUCAAGGUGGGCUCCAAGGAGCCAUUCAACGAGUGCUUAACCAAGGUCAUGUCCCCUGCCAACCGCAACCGGUGCAAGCUGCAGCAACAGCCGGCCCUCACUUGUUAUGACACCUUCAGCCCUCGGUUCCAGAUCGACUGGUGCAACCUCACCUUGGUGAGAGAGGACGCUGGAGAAAGUGGGUGGUGGCAUGCGCUAGGCCAUCCCAGAGAUGCUCACUCCCCCUCUGUCCUUCCAACCCCCUUUUUUCUGCUCCUCAGAUAGAUCUCACCAAUAUAUACACCACGGAAGCAGUGACCAUCUAUGGAGACGGAGUGCUAGAGGAAGGCAGCGAAUUCAAUCCUCCAGAUGACGCCCCUGACAGGGAGUUCUUCAGCGACUUCCUGCUCACUUUCCUCCUCCCUUUCCUCCUGGCGCUCCUCCUCGCUCUCCUCCUGGCCUACAUCAUGUGCUGCCGACGGGAAGGCGUGUAAGUCUGAGUCUGAGGGAGGCCACAGCCUCCCAUGGGCAUUUCAUAAUACUGUACAGUGGUGGCUCCAGUUGUGAAAGGGAUCCAUUCCGGAGGUCUGGCCAGAUCCCGAGAUUUUUGCAACCUGAGGAUCACUGUUAUACGCAUGCGCGCGGCGGUAGACCACUUCUGCGCAUGCGUGCGCAGCGAAAAACUUCUGGGUUUGCUGCUUUUGCAACCUGAAGUUUACGUUACCAAGGGUGACGUAACCCGAGGUGCUACUGUAGUACAUUACAAAAAAGUUAUACACCAUAAACACAACAUUUUCACACAUUAAAAAGAAAAGGAUUCUUUUGAACCUUGAGACCUCCUUCCUUCCUCCAUGGGUUCCAAUUCUAAAUUUUAUUCCUGCAUACUUUACUGUAUUCUAUCUGUUAUAUAAUCAUAGUACCCAAUGUUACAUUACGGGUGUCACUGUAUUCCUGCCAAUGAUUUGAACUGUUUUCAGUGAUCUCUCAAAUAUGUCAGAAAGUCAUUCCAGUCUUUUGAAAAUACUCGGUCUUUCUGAUUUCUGAUCUUUCCCACCAGUCUUGCCACCUCUGCAUAUUCCAUCAGCUUGGUCUGCCACUCUUCUCUGGUCAGUACUUCUUCUUCAUGGUCACAGUCUCCCAAAAGGCAAAAAUGGGUUAAAAUCUGACAGUGAUUUACCAAGGACAGGUCCAGAAAAUGUUCAGCUAGAGUAUACAGGAUGGUUGUUAUCUUCGUACAGCCCUGAGUAUACUAAAUUCAAGGUUUUCUGUUGCCAAAUUGGACCUAACCCCAGUUUUCUCCCUUUUUAAAAUUGUAGGCAGAAAAGGGACCAGAAGACCUCAGAGUAAGUAGUUGUGCCUCCAUUUGCAUGUGAGUGGUUUGUGAAAAUGUGAAAUCAUUACUUCCACAUACUCCACACCCAGUGUCUGUAUUUCAGAAUUGCUUUUCCCCUUUCAGCCACACCCUUUUUUGUAUUUUCUAUUGUCGUCUUUUAAAAGUGAGGCGAUCCAAAGUACACACCUUAUUUGAAAAUGUGGAUAAAACAAAACCCACACGUCAGCGUUAUAUAGUCACGGGUAUUGAAAGUAUGAAUUUCUUCUUCUUCUGUUGACCAAACCCUUGCAAUCAUUUUGAAAUUCCUGCCUUACGUGCCAUGACUACAGGGCCAGCCCCACCAUUAGACAGGCUGAGGUCACUUCCAGACAGUUGAUAUUUCUGGGUGAGAGUCAACCACAGGCUGGCAAAUUUUAGCAUUUAUCUGGAUCUUUUUUGCGACAAACCCACUUCCCCCAAAGCUUUGACUUUAUGCGGUUAGGAAAGUGAUGGUGAACGGAUGUUCGGUAAAUAGUGGAAGUCACCUGACGUCCUUGCAAACUAGUUAGAGUGGAUACUCAGUGAAUGGGCUAUGAGUGGGGAGUGGUGUUGGGGGUGAUGGAGCUGUGUGUUCCAUGCAGUGGUGUAGCAUGGGGUACAGGGGGCCCGUGGCCCCAGGAGCAAAUUUCUGAGGGGACUUUAAAGUUCCAGAGUAAAGUAUAUCACUCUUCCUGGUCUUUAUGUCUCUUAUAAAAUUCAAAGAGAGAAAAUGGAUUUUAAGUCUUUUUGUAGGUCAGAGUCAGCUCAAGCUCCCAACUACUAUGAUAGCAAUCUUGGUAAAAUUAGUUCUUUCAAAUUGAUAUUUCCCCUCAAAAGAAUGGGAAUCAGAUUUUCUCCAUCUCCCAAACUUCCCACCAGCUGGGAAUUGGGAACACCUUCAAUUCCAAGAAUGGAUGCUUUGUUCCUUUGCUGUGAUCAUUAAAGACUCUUUAAAUCAGGCAUAGGCAAACUCGGCCCUCCAGAUGCUUUGGAACUAUAACUCCCAUCACCCCUAGCUAACAGGACCAGUGGUCAGUGAUGAUGGGAGUUGUAGUCCCAAAACAUCUGGAGGGCCGAGUUUGCCUAUGCUUGCUUUAAAUGGUCAGGGACUCUUUUCGUUUUGUCCUGCAGUGAAAGGGGGGGAGGGAGGAAGUUGAGUGCCCGGAGCCUGACACCUGUCUUGCACAGCCUAAAUGGGCCUACUGCCCUUGGUCACAAUGGGGGACAUCACUGGUGUCUGAAUAAAAUAAAUAUCCUGGUCUGGAACAGGAUAGGGAUGUCUUGGGGCCAUUGGACAUGUCUUGGAGCUUACCAUGUAUGAAUAGAAAUGUGCCUUUGUUGAUGACAUCAUCACACGGGAGCAGCAUCACAGGGGGCUUGUGAUCCCACAAUGCACCGAGCUGUUUCCAUGGCAACCAUUUAGUCCAAGUCCCUCCCCUGUAACCUCAUAACCUCUGGCAAAGCAGGAUGGCUUUGUCAUAUCUGCCUUGCACAGGAUAUCACCACCCAACAUCUUCCUCAGCUGCGAGGCAGGUAGCGUAGGGAUGUACCAACACAAGCCAGGCUUAAGGAGAAGAUGAGUGCCUUAGGCGAAACGCAGAUUGAUUUCUUGGUUAAUAAUGAGGAGUGCUCAGAGGAGAAGAUAUCGGCAGACAUCUUUGACCCCCCGGCACAUCAAGAAGACCAGGCCUUAAGGGAGCCUCAGCCGUCAUGUUCUGGCGAACACCUGAAGGCUACCUCCAAGUCCAAAACGAAAGGCAGAGAGCUCCACAAACCUUCCUUCCCCUGGAAAUUCCUCUUUCCGAAGCGCGGUGUCUCCAAGCUCAUUUUCCAGGUGGUGGCCUCAGGAGAGAAACGUCAUGGCGUCUCCCUGCAAGCCCUCAAGAAGAGUGUGGCGGCCACCGGAUACGACCUUGAGAAGAAGAAGAGCUACUUCAAGAGGGUCUUGAGGGCCUUGGUGGCCAAAGGUGUUCUGCGGAAGCUGACUGGCCGAGGGCUCACGGGCUGCUACGCCAUCAGCCGGAUGAUGAUGAGGUUGCUGAGGAGGAGGAGCCAGAAGAGGAGGAGAAGGGGGAAGGGGAAGGGGAAAGGGAAGGGGAAGGCCUUGCCAGAUCUCAAGCCGAAGCAAGUACCCAAGAAGAAAAAGAGGAAGAGCAGAAAGAGGAGGAAGAAGAAGACCAAGAGGAUGACAUCUAAGCCGACUGACUUGCAGAGUCCUAUGCUGAUGACAGGUUCCCAUAGCUGACGCUGUGUGUAAGGAGGAAAAAGAAUAAAGUGUCGUAUUUGAAGUGCCUCUGUUUUUGUGCCUCUUAUUUGAGAUGGUUAACAUCUGAUCCAAAGACAUGAGAAAGGACAGCUUCUUCUCAGUCUUUUGAGAUGGAGGUCUGAUGCAACCGGAGGUCUGAUACACAAAAUGUGUUUGUCUAUCUAUCUAUAUCUAUCUAUCUAUCUAUCUAUCUAUCUAUCUAUCUAUCUAUCUAUGUUUAUUGUGGUCCAUAGACCCACAAAACAGUUUCAAAACAAGAUACAGUUGAGACAACCAAACAACAGGCAAAAGAGACCGAGGUAGUCAUUUUGCUAUGUCUAGAGCAUGAUGGUCUCUGUUUCUUGUGACCUCCAAAAGAAACUUUGCCAUGGUCAGUGUAAUAUCGUUUGACCUAUCCUCCAGAAGGCUUUUAAUAUGGGAGGCUUCAGAUUUUCCCGGCAAAUUUGCUAGUAAGGGUUUGAUCAGCUGAUCCCUUGCUUGCUCAUUCUGAUAGGGGAUGCCUCUCAGUCUACCGUUUAGAACUUCUGAUGGAAAUACAGUUAAUCCAGCUUUGGUAAAUAAACGCCGAUAGGUGGGUACGGACAAAUUCCUAAGAUAAGAGGCUAACUGGAAGUCGUGCCCGUAUUGGAUUCCAGCUGCAAUCGGGCCACAUUGGAUUACAUUGGAUCUGGAUUGCUGGUCGCUAUGUGAGAUGUCCCAAAGCCUUUGCCUCAGGGAUACAAGGGCGGUAUCACAGCCCAGUUGAUACAGAAGGGAUGGUGACAGUCCAAUCGAGGUGGCUUUUCUGGCCAUAGUUUUCAGCCAUGGACUGAUAAACUCUUUGUUGGUUAGAUGUACAAGUAAUCCCUUCCCCAGGCCAAAUACUGUGAUCUUAAGCCAGUAUUUCAAGGCAGCCCACCAAGCUUUGGUGGAAAGUGGGAAUUCACGUGUGUGUGUGUGUAUCCCUAAGGCAGGGGAGCAGAGUGGCAGACUGUCUCUACUGGUGGCCGGGACUUCCUAACCCAGCAGAAAAAAAUUUGAGGGUAGAAAGUGGCCCAGUUCCUGCAAUCUCAUAUAGUGUGACAAGACGUAUGUUCACAUGGCAUGAUGUCUUGGGACAGAAGUGAACAUUGCCUGUUCACCCACCGCUGGGGAUGGAUCAGCAAAUCUGUCACUUUCAGUUUCUUGCUGCUUCAGUCAUAAAUCCAGUUCUCCACAUUUCCACAUCUGUUUGCUUUAAAAAAAUAAAAUCCUCGUGGAAAAUCAUCAGCACAUUGGUGCAGAUUUCUUUCAAAAUAAGCAUUUAUAUGCAUUUUUGUCUAAUAUAAACGUUUUAAAAAAUUAUUUUUAUUAGUUUUCCAAAUUACCAACAAAUCAAACUAAAUUAAUUUAAUACAUUUUUUUUAAAAAAAAUCAGGUUAUCCACCGCUUUUGCGAACGUAUGUCCAUUGUUUCCUCCCGUAGCCACACUUUUCCCUCAAAGCUGCAAGUCCUAAUAUAAUGGCUGCUCACCGUCUUUCCCGUGACUGGCGGUUGUGGCCUGACGUGGUCCCUCAUCUCUCUCUCUCGCCCAGAUGCACAGCGCCAUUUUAGAAUGUUUUCCCGUCCCCUCCGGCCACUGUGGAGGCUCAUGGGAAUCCGUUCUGGAAGUCCGUUCAACUUCCAAAGCAUUCGGGAACCAAGGCGCAGCUUCCGAUUGGCUGCAAGAAGCUCCUGCAGCCAAUCGGAAGCCGUGUCGGACAUUCGGGUUCCAAAUAAUGUUCGCAGACCGGAACACUCACUUCUGGGUUUGUGGCGUUCGGGAGCCGAAACGUUCACGUCGCAAGGUGUUUGACUUCUGAGGUACAACUGUACACUGGUAGCUCCUAGCUCCUCUGAUGUGGUAGGUGAUUCUGCCCUUAGGGAUGCUCGAGGAAUCCAAACUCUGCAAAUUCCUACAUGAAAUUUCCUACACCUUUUGGACUGAUGCGCAGAUAAGUACUUUGCUAACCGCCAGAUCUCAAUGCAGUGCAGUUACUGGCAAUUAAAAAUGUUGCCAAUGUACCCAACUCCUUUCAAGAGCAAAGCACAUUUAAAUUAUGCAUUCUGAGGUAAACGAUGCCUGUAGAUAAUCUAUUAAAGUACAUCUUAAAUACACAUUUUGAGAUUAACACCCGCACACCCGCCACCAAAACUGCAGUUUAAUGCAGAAAGGGGAUUGAAUAGCAUUUCCCCCCUUCUCAUUCAUGAAAGCCUUCCUUGAAGUGAUUUCACAGUAAAGAAUAAGUACAAUUAAAAAACAUCCACCAAGGAAAAACAACGACAGCCACAUGGUGAGUAAAUUGUGGGUGAAAAAGGAGGCCUCGUCCACGACAGCUCCAGAGCGUAACAACACUGAGGUCCAGUGCCGGGGGCCUUCUGGCGGUUCCCUCGCUGAGAGAAGCCAAGUUACAGGGAACCAGGCAGAGGGCCUUCUCUGUAGUGGUGCCCACCCUGUGGAACGCCCUCCCACCAGAUGUCAAAGUGAAGAACAACUACCAGACUUUUAGAAGACAUCUGAAGGCAGCCCUGUUUAGGGAAGCUUUUAAUGUUUAAUAGACUAUUGUAUUUUAAUAUUUUGUUGGAAGCUGCCCAGAGUGGCUGGGGAAACCCAGCCAGAUGGGCGGGGUAUAAAUAAUAUAUUAUUAUUACUACUAUAACAUGAGAACGGGCCUUUUUGGUAGUGGCUCCCAUCUGUGGAAUGCUCUCCCCGGUGAGGUUCACCUGGCGCCUUCAUUAUAAGCCUUUGAGAGCCAGACAAAAACAUUCCUUUUUAACGAGGCCUUUGGCCAAUGAACAUCCGAUGCCCUUUUAAAAUGUGUUGGCAGUGUUACUGGGUUUUUUGUUUUUCUUUUGAUUGUGCGUUUGGCAUUUCUGUGUUUGGAUUAUAUCUCGCGAACCAUCCUGAGACCUGCGGGUAUAGGGCGGUAUACAAAUUUAAAUGAUGAUGAUGGGACCUACAGACUGGAAAAAGACAAUUCACCCACCCCCACACCGUUUUUCAGUUUUGUCCUCCCCCUUCCCCACUUAUAUGUGAUUUUGAUUUUUUGAAGAAUGGGAAAAAUUACAGACACCGGUGAAUUUUAAAUACAGGGCUUGCUUUAUUCGUCAUAAGGAUGCGGAAGUCACUCUGGAGGACACAGCAAGCACCCUUCACACUUUGACCUGAUUCUGGGCAGCUGGGAGAGAGAGAGCCCUGCUUCUCUUUGCGCCUCGGCCGGACUCUGCCUUCCCUUGCUUCUUGUUCCUGCCACUCCUGGACGUGGCUUGGCUGCCUUUCUUCUUGGCGGCUUCCUUGGCCUUCCGGCCUCUCAUCUUGGGCUGGUACUUCUUGACGAUGUUGGGGUUGACCUUGAAGAAGCCUGUGGCUCCCUUCCCUUUCACUUGCCAGAGUUGCCCUUUGGACACCAUGUUGUUGAUGGACCUCAUGAAGUAGUGCUUCUUCUCCUCCAUGUCAUAGCCCAUGUCGGUCACGGUCUUCUGGAGAGAUUGCAGGGAAAGCCCAGUCUUUCUCCGGCAGGUGGCCACGGCUGUAAAUAUCAGCAAGGAAAGGUGGGUGGUCGGUGGCUUGGGCACAGCUGCUCUCGUUGGAUUGCGGUCAGAAGCAGUCCUUGCCCCAGGAGUUCUUCUGCCUCUCUGCAAGGAAGGAUCCAGGGAAGAAGGGUCCUCAGAGGAACCCGAGGAUUGCAUGUUUGGAGAAACAUCAGAUUCUUCAGUGUCUUCUGGAGCUGAGUCUCCGUUGGUUGAGCCAGUUUCAGAUGCAUCAGCCGAAGGAACGUCCGCAAAUUCUUUUGACUCCAUCAUAUUGCUCAGAAAGUGCCUUCUGUUUGACCCCCUUCUUCUUGUUGUUUCUGGGUGGAUAGUUCUGUCGGUUCGUUUCUAUCUGGGAGGGAAAUGUGUCUCACUCCCUUCUCAGAUUUAAAGAAAGUCAAUGGGGGUGUUGCUUUUGUCUUUCUCUCUUGGUCUGUAUUGUCCACACGUGUCUACCACGUCUGUCUUUUAACGUAAACAGGUUUGGAGAUUUUGUGGCUCCGAAUAUCUUGUCACAUUCACAACUUGAUUCGCCCGCACGCUCACCCAAUCCUUGCUGCGAUACUUGGGGUUUCCUGAAUAAACAGUUAUCUCUUUUCAACCUCUCUCAACAGUACUUUUGAGUUUGCUUGCCUUGGUGGGUAGAGGAUUUCAAGUUGAUGGUGCUCAGCUGCAAGGCAAAUCAAUCCUGUCCAUCUCUCAGGCACAAUUUGAGUAUUUAGGUCCAGCUAGUUGCCAUGGGAACAAAGCUGGAUGCUCUGUGAUGUCAGCUUAGUGCUCUAUGAUGCCACGAGGAUACUGCCUGAGGUAUUGCAUCACACGCCUGCCUCUUCCACUUAAUGGUUUGCCAUUUUCUUUUAAAAAACACACACAUUGAACUAUUUGUUAACUCAACAAAUGAGAGUAGUAGUAGUAAUAAUAAUAAUAAUAAUAAUAAUAAUAAUAAUAAUAUUUGUAUCCCAUCCAUCUGACUGGGGUUGCCCCAGCCACUCUGAGAAGCUUCCAGCAUCUAUAAAAACACAAUAAAACAUCAAACAUUAACAACUUCCCAAUACCGGCCUGCCUUCAGAUGCCUUCUAAAAGUUGUAUAGUUACUUAUCUCCUUGUACAUCUGAUGGGAGGGCAUUCCACAGGGCGGGCACCACUACUGCCCUCUGCCUGGUUCCCUAUAAUCUCACUUCUCACAGUGAGGGAACCUCCAGAAGGCCCUGGGAGGUGGACCUCAGUGUCCACAUGUCAGCUGAGUGAUGGAGAGAAUAUGUAGCAUAGAAAAGGGCCCAGGUUUAAUCUCCAGGUAAGCAGGGCCACAAUAAGACUCCCACCUUGGCUGUUGGAGGGGUGCUGCUAGUUAAAGUGGGAUACAUUUCAUGCAUCAUCGUAAAGCCAGGUCAACUGGUCCUUGUGCCCCGUAAUCAUUAUUACUAUUACCACAUUUAUAGCCACAUUUAUAGCCACCCAAGACAUUUUGGCGACUGAGGAGGACCUCAAAAUGGCACCUCCCUCCCUGCCAGGGAAGAAGGGAUGAGGGAAGAUCUACAUCAGGAACAAGAGGGGACUAAAUAUCUACAUUGGGAUCUGCUGACCCUAUGGAUCCUGCCACCUGAGGCGGUCACCUCACCUUGCCUCAUGGGUGGGCUGGCCCUGUUUAUAUCUCACUUCUCCUUCUCAGUCAUGUACAGUGGUAUCUUGGUUCUCAAACGCCUUGGUACUCAAGCAACUUGGAACCCAAACACUGCAAACCUGGAAGUAAGUGUUCCGGUUUGCGAACUUUUUUCGGAAGCUGAACAUUCUCCGUUUUGAGUGUUACGCUUCCGAAUUGAUGGCCACACUUCCGUUUUAAGUGUUAUGCUGAGGUCUGUCUGUUUCUGCUAUUUAUUUUGCAUUUUUCUUGUUUUUGCAGCUCUUUUUUGUUUUGUUUUUGUGACUGUGUGGAACCCAGAUCAGUUACUGAUUGAUUGAUUGAUUGUGUGACUGCAGUACAUUGUUUAUCGCUUUCAUUUUAUGGAUCAAUGGUUUCGCAAGAUAGUAAAAUUCAGGUUAAACUGCUGUUUUACGAGUUGUUUUUAAUUGUCUGGAACAGAUUACCGUAUUUUUCAUCCUAUAGGGCGCACCGGCCCAUAGGACGCACCUCAUUUUUUGGGGGGGGGGGGAAUGAAUAAAAAAAAUUAUUUCCCCCCCCAGCCGCGGCUGCCGCCCCAAGCCUUGCGUACACCUGCCUGAAGCACGGGGCGCCCUCCAGAGGGCUCCCCGUGCUUCGGGCUGCAGGCUACCGCCCCAAGCCUCGUGCGCCCGGCGGGAGGUCCCGCCGGGCGUGCAAGGCUUGCGGACACUCGCCUGAAGCACGGGGAGCCCUCCAGAGGGCUCCCCGUGCUUUGGGCGGCAGGCUGCUGCCCGCAAGCCUUGUGAGCCCGCGGAAACUCCCGCAGGGCUUGCAAGGCUUGCGGAUAGCUUCCUGAAGCCUGGAGAGCGAGAGGGGUCGGUGCGCCCCGAUGCCUCUCGCUCUCCAGGCUUCAGCGGAAGCCUGCAUUCGCCCCAUAGGACGCACACACAUUUCCCCUUCAUUUUUGGAGGGGGAAAAGUGCGUCCUAUGGGGCGAAAAAUACGGUAAUCCAUUUUGCAUUAUUUUCUACGGGAAAGUGCGCCUUGGUUUUGGAAUGCUUUGGUUUUGGAACGGACUUCCGGAAUGGAUUAUGUUUGAGAACCAAGGUACCAUUGUACAUGGUUCCCUCCCUCCCCAUUUUAUUCCCACAUCAACCCUGUUAGGAUAAUACCAUUUCUUUUCUUCCUCAGCAUCCAAAUGGUGCAUCACCACACAAUCCACGACAACACUGAGGAGCUGAGGGAGAUGGCCAGCACCCGAGAUGUUCCCAGGCCCCUCUCCACCAUGCCCAUGUUCAACGUCCGCACGGGCGAGAGGACCAAUCCCAUGAGAAGCGCCCGCUUUGACACUGCCCAGGUGCCUCUCAUCCUGGCUCAGCAGUGAACGUUUGUCAGGUGAGUUCCUCCACAGCCACUGCAGAGCCAUAGAGGUGAAUGGGGCCUUGAAUGCCUGGGAACAGGCAUGUUCAGUAGGGUUAUAACAUGUAUUUUUUUACAACCUCAUGUUCCUGUAGCUUAGAUAGACGAACUUUGGUCUAAAAACAAUGGAAUGAACUGUCAUUUCCAAAUCGUUUGGAAAAAAGAUUUCACUGCAAAAUCAAUAAAUUGAUUUUUGCACAUGUAGCUAUAUACAGUGGUACCUUGGUUGUAGAAUGGCUUGGCUCCCAAACAAAUCGGCUCCCGGAUGCCGCAAACCCAGAAGUGUGUGUUUCGGUUUGUGAACGUUUCUUGGGAGCCGAAUGUCCGACGCGGCUUCCGAUUGACUGCAGGAAGCUCCUGCAGCCAAUCAGAACUGCGCCUUGGUUUUCAAACGGUUCUGGGAAUCGAACGGACUCCCGAAAUGGAUUAAGUUUGACAACCAAGCUACAAGUGUAGUGUAUUCUGUAAUGCGCACAGCAUGUAUACAGGGAAAACAGAGAUUGCAAAGUUUAUAAUACUUGUGCUUUGUACAUUGUACAUCAUUGCAAAGUUUAUAAUGCCUUGUACAUUGUACAUCAUUUCUUACUGCUUAGAAUAAAUCGAGGUUGCAGUUUGUCUUUGUUUCUGCCUCGAGCACCAUAAAAUUCCCGCAUCGCUUUUGAUUGCGCAUUCUGCGCACUGAUUACUUCUUGGUAUCUGGAGUACAGAUGGCUCCUGCUUCCAGUGAUUCUCCAAUACAGUUUUAGGAAAUUCCAGACAGCUGUAAAAGUUCUAAACAGUCCCAUAAAGUUUUAAAAAUUGCUAAUACUUAUGAGUAGCAAUGUUACAUAUAUGGUGAUACCAACUUUUCUGUCAGGGAACUGCCAUCGGAGCUGGAAGCGGAGGGAAGGCUCCAAAGGGAUGGUGGAGAGGGUCCCAGUGGGGAGAGAGGGAGCCCAUCUGCUGGGGAAGGAAAUCAGCGUAACACCAGUAGAGAAGGGGGGCAGAUGGGGGAAUCAGGGAGGAGGCUCCAAGACUCCUCGCCGGAGACCAGCGGAGAGAGUACGGGUACUCCACUGCCCACACCCUCCCUGCGCAGAAGACUUCCGCGCAGGGAGAGUAGGAGGAGACUUGGCGUCAAGGAACUUUUGUGCUGGAAGAAGUUUAAGAAACGCCCACUGACGGAUUCUGCCAGCGACUGAGACAGUCACGAUGCUGGAGGCUGUUCAGUCAGAAAGGGUUAACCAGGUAACCUAGCCAGGAGUGGCGGCAACUUACGCACGAGCAACCCCUAAACCCAUUACAUUUUCAUUUCGGGGUGACCUUUUUUUCGCAACUGAGAAGAAUUAGUCCCUUUUUCAGUGUUUCUAAGCAAAAGUUCAUCCCUUUAUGAUACAGGAAAGAGGUGUGAUUUUUUUUUUUUUAAGUCAAAAAGUUAUAACGCUAGUGCUCAGUCAAGGCAGGAUUUAACCCUGUCCUUUUUGCAGGGGUGGGGAACCUUUUUCCUUCUUUCUUUUUUGCAAGUACAGUGGUACCUCAGGUUAAGUACUUAAUUCCUUCCGGAGGUCCGUACUUAACCUGAAACUGUUCUUAACCUGAAGCACCACUUUAGCUAAUGGGGCCUCCUGCUGCUGCCGCGCUGCCGGAGCACGAUUUCUGUUCUCAUCCUGAAGCAAAGUUCUUAACCUGAAGCACUAUUUCUGGGUUAGCGGAGUCUGUAACCUGAAGCGUAUGUAACCUGAAGCAUAUGUAACCCGAGGUACCACUGUACAAAGACACAGAAACCUUCUGGUGGAUGAAUGACCCCUCUUGUAGUCUCCGUUCCCCCUACUCAGUAAUGGAAGCCAAAGAAAAGCAUGUGGUAUUAAACUCCCCCCUCCUCUUUCCCUCCAACAGGUCAAAUCUGGCCAGGCUGUGGAGAAUGUCCCCACCAAAGACUUCUCUCAAUAUUGAGGCAACUUCUCUUGAAACUCGGGAGAGUGGAUUUUGCUUUCCUGCUUGUUUCCACUUUGAUAAUGGUGGGAAUUGGGGUAAUGGUGGGAAUUCGGUAACUCUGUGCAUAUGUUUGUAGGGUUAAGCAUUUUGACUCCCGGGGCAAUGCUGUUUUUGUGUUUUUGCUACAUAUCCAAGUGGUGGGUGGGUAGUUCAGAGCUGCUGGUGCCAGGCAUUGUGGGUACAUAACCUUGGUCACAGAACUACAGUGCCCAGAGUUCUGUGGGUAACAUCACGACAAUACCUCUUUGAACCCAUAGAGUGACUGCGAUCAAAGAGUCCUUUGAUUACCAUUUUGCACCUUGUUGUGAUAAAAGGUUGAACACGCUUCUUUGUAUUGUUUUUAUUUAUUUUAUUUUAUUUUAUUUUUAUUUACCUUCUCCCCAAUUAAGAGCCUUCAAAAGGCUGGAUUUCUUGGUUAGCGUCACAUUCCGUAACUGUUAUGCGGCUUUGAUGGGUUCAACUUGGAAAACCUCCCAUAAAUCAGAGUGGAAACUAAAGGUAUGCUAAAACCUCAUGCACAACUUCAACACACAUGCUGUGCCAAAUGGCACCACACACACACAUUAAUUUUCACCCGCACACAUUUGUACAAUGGGCGUAAAUACUUUCCAGCAAUGGAUGGAAAGGUCUGUCCAUUUUGGUUCUCCCAGCUUCUCAUUCUUCCAGUCUUCAAUUCUGUCCUCCAUAUUUCUGCAACAAUUGGCAAUUUUCUUUGUAAAAAAAUAAAAUAAAUCCUCAUAAAAAUUCUUCAGCAAUUUAGUGCAAAUUUCUCCUAAUAAGCACAUUUUUGUAUGCAGGUUUGACUGAUAUGCACGUUUCCAAGCAAUUUUUCCUAAUAUAAUGCACUUUUGUAUCGAGUUUUCAUGAAUAUAUUCAUUCUAAUGCAUACUUUCCCCUGAUAUAUGCAUUUUUGUAACCAUGGAUAGGUUGGGGAGCUACAUUGCAAAACUUGGAUAAGUGCUAACUUCAAAAAAAUGGCUUUGUUUUGGCUCUCACGUGGUUUUGGUAAGUGCAGAUUUGAUAGAUCGGGCUUUGAAUGGAAGCCGAAUUGAAUUUCUACCUUAUCUCUACUUCCAACAAAGGCACUGCCUAGCCACCACUGAGAAACAUUCAUUUCCAACACACAACUCAAACGUUUAUUUUCAAAAUAUUUGUUUAUAUCCUGCCAGAGUGUACAAACACACACACACACGAUAAACGCCGGCUCCCUCGGCCUGAAAGCGAGAUGAGCGUUGCAAUCCCAUAGUCGAAUUUGACUGGAUGUAACCAUCCAGGGGCCUUUACCUUUUUCUUUUUUUUUACCUGCACACACUUCAGCAUGGACCUAUUAAUGCAUAUAAUAAAUCUCCCACACACCCUUAGCACAUGCUGUGUCCUUGCACAGCCUACUCUCUCAUUUCACACAGAGAAAUCCUCAAUACCUCAUAUUCUGAGAAUGCUGCCUCCCCAGCUAGGAAUGGAGAUAAAUUUGGUUCAGUUCGCAUUUAAAGGCAAACAUACAUAAAUCACACUUCACUGAACAUAAGGUGACCUGAAGCAUCCUUCAGAAUUCACCGUUCUCUGGAUCUCUGCAGUUCUCCAGACAGGUAAUGAGUAAAGAAAAUGCACAUACGCUGAAAUGUGUGAUUAUGGAAACUGACAUAUCAAAUUGCAUUACAUUAGGGGAAAUUGCUUGCAAAAACGUGCAUAAAAUUGCAUUGACAUGUGUAUAUGGAGAAAUUUGCACUAAGAUGCUGAUUAAUUUUCACGCUGACUUAUUUUUUUAAUGAAUAAAAACUCAUGUGGCAGGGUGGAGAAUUGAGUUUAAGACUAGAAAAAUGAAAAACAGAGAGAAUCCAAAAUGGACAUAUUCACCCAAUCCUACUUCCUGCUCUGUACAAAGAAAACCUCAACACCUUUGACUGCCACAUGCUCACAGACACCCCAACCUAUAGAUUCAAAUGUUCUAUACUCCUGGACCACACAGUAUGUCGCAGCUGGACAUCAGAAACUGUCAAAUAGAACAUUAUGGAAGCCCCUUGUCUUCAAAGAGUACAGGUCCACCCCCCGGUUUUAAAAUCCUAAAAUGACAACUCAGGCAAAAUUACCCCCUUUGUAUUGGAAGAGGUGAGAUCUGUAUAUGUCAGCUUUCACAAUUCACAGAACACUUCAAUAAAAACAUUUUACAGUUUUGUACUUUAAAUAUGACACUCUCGUUAAAAGAAAAACCAACCUUCCUUCCUUCCUUCCUUCCUUUCUCUCUCUCUCUCUCUCUCUCUCUCUCUCUCUCUCACACACACACACACACACACACAAUACUUACCUUUGCACUACCAUCAAACUAAAUCAUAACCUUUCAUCGUUAACGGACGCACUGUGAUGCCACAACAAGUGAACUCUGAACAGUGAUUAAAGCAAUAUUUUUAAAAAGUC
Molecule: messenger RNA, 29558 nt
Organism: Podarcis lilfordi (Lilford's wall lizard)
Lineage: Eukaryota; Metazoa; Chordata; Lepidosauria; Squamata; Lacertidae
Source: the annotation of a GenBank genome assembly